Molecule: messenger RNA, 2595 nt
Organism: Grosmannia clavigera kw1407
Lineage: Eukaryota; Fungi; Ascomycota; Sordariomycetes; Ophiostomatales; Ophiostomataceae
Exons: 3
Coding region: 1-2595 (864 amino acids)
Source: RefSeq, a predicted model, not a curated record
AUGCAGUCCGACCAAAAGAUAACCGUUGCCGCUCGUUGGCUCCGUGGACAGCCCACCGCGGCUACUGGCCUUGAUGUUGGCACCACCUUCGGCCUGCCCUGGCCACGUGGCGAUUGUCCUUCCUCUGCUAUCUUUUCCUGUCACGACGAUGCCGGUGCUUCGGUACCGCUGCAGUCAUGGUUGACGGCCUUUUGGCCUGACGGCUCCAUCAAGUGGACGGCGCACGCCAUUGUUGUCUCUGGCUCGGACGCCUAUCACGUCGUCGCCAGACCCAAUCGGGCGGACCAGAAGAAUGAGACCAGCCAGACAGACAGGGCUAUACGCGUGAGCGAGGCUGAUACUGCCAUCAUCGUCGACACGGGGAAGAUCAGCGUCGAGUUUGCCAAGUCGGGCGGACAUGUCGUCAAGAGCAUCACCGCGGCCAAUGGAACUGUCAUCGGAAGUGAUGGUCACCUGGUCCUGCUGUCAUCCAGCGACGAUGUCGGACAAGACGGCAGUUUCCAGACCCACGAGGCAGUGGGCACGGUGGAUGGAGAUGGCACCCCCUGGCUGCCCUUUCUCCUUCGCUUUUACCUCUAUGCCGGCUCCGAGGCCGUGAGGAUUGUACACACCAUCGUCUAUGACGGCUCGCCCACGACGGCCAUCCGCGGACUCGGACUGCGCAUUCACGUGCCUCUUGCCGCUACACAGCUGCACAACCGCCACGUCCGUCUGGCUGGCGUCGGCGGGGGCGUCCUGUCCGAGGCUAUUCACGGUUUGACCGGGCUGUGGCGGGAUCCAGGUGUUGAAGUGCGCAAGGCCCAGCACGAGGGCAGGCCUGUGUCGAUGCCGGAUGCCGUCCCUCCCGACUUCUCGGCCCUCCAUCGCUGGGUCCCGGCCUGGAACGACUACUCGCUCGUCCAGCUUUCACCCGAUGGUUUUAACGCCCGCAAGCGCACAAAGGCCGGCCAGAGCUGGGUGAAGAUUUCCGGAGGCACACGGGCGGGCGGCCUGGCCUUUCUCGGGUCUGCGCACACUGGCGGUCUCGCCGUCGGCCUCGCCAAUUUCUGGGAGCGCUACCCGACAGGAAUUGACGUUUCUGAUGCUGCCGCCGAUGCCACUGCAGCCGCAUCCUCUAUCACCCUCUGGCUCUAUAGCCCGGCAGCUCCUCCGAUGGACCUGCGGCCAUAUCACGAUGGUCUCGGCCAGGCCGGCUUUGACGACCAGCUCGAUGCCCUCCGGAUCACGUACGAAGACUGGGAGCCCGGCCUGGGGUCGGCCCACGGCAUCGCACGCACCAACGAGAUAAUCCUCGUCGGCCUCGACCACACGCCGGCAGCCCGUGAGACUGCCCAGCUGGUCGAUCUCAUCCGAAAUCCGCCGCUGCUGGUAGCCUCGUCCGAGCAUAUCUAUCAGACUGCCGCUCUAGGUCGCUAUUGGAAGCCGUUUUCGACCUUGUCCACUGCGUCCAACUCGACCACCCUCCACCGCCUCGAUCUCCUCUUCCAAUUCUACCACGACCAGAUCGAACAGCGCCGCUGGUAUGGCUUCUGGGACCACGGCGACAUCAUGCAUACCUACGACGGCGACCGCCACGGUUGGCGCUACGACGUCGGCGGCUAUGCCUGGGACAACUCGGAGCUCUCGCCCGACCUCUGGCUGUGGCUCUUCUUUCUCUGCACCGGCCGUGCCGAUAGUAUUCCGUUGCGCCGAGGCCCUGACCCGCCACACGACUGCAAGCAGGCCCGGGUGUCCAAUGCUCUGUACCGCCGCAUAUUUUACUAUCUGACCGCCGACGAGCGUGUCGGCGACCUGCUGGACGAGGUUCUGGACGCCGAGUCGGCCUUUUUGGUCUUGGACCCCUACCGCAAGGUUCGGCCUGAUCGUGGCACCUAUCGGCCGCAGCCCGACACCAUCUCCAUCUCGCUCGGCACUGACUGGUCUGCCAUUGCGGCCGCCUGGCUCAUUGCUUGGGAGCGCCGUGGCCCGACUGCCAAUGCGUUUCGGAAUAAGCUCUUUCGCAGCAUGCGUGGCAUUGCCCGGCUGCCCAAUGGCUUUGUUGCCGGCUUUGCCCUCUACAACCCCUGCACUGGCGACAUCAGCCCCGACAGCGCCCGGGGCCCCGUCAACGUUUCUCAUCUCUCGGCCAUGUUUGGUCUUGUCGAGCUGUGUGCCGAGCUGGCUUAUCUGACCGAUGAGACCGAUUCAGUCGAUCAGCCGGUCGAUCCCUCCGAGCCGUCCGAGCCGUCCGAACCGGCCGAGCAGCGGUCCUUUUACCAGGCUUGGCUCGACUACUGCCGUUUCUACAACGCCCCCGCAGACGAGCAACUUGACCGAUAUGGCUCCACCUUUCCUAAUUUGCAGCUGCGCCAAGGCCACUCACGCCUCACCGCUUAUGCUGCCGCCCGUUUCGCCUCUCCGGACCUGGCAGCCCGUGCCCGUCGCGAGUUUGCCACCGGCGACGGCUACGACCAGACCACACCCUGGACCGUCCGACCGGUCGAUGCUUGCGAGAACUUCACGCCCGCAUACGAGGCCCCUUGGGUGUCCACCAAUAUUACCGCCCUCUACGGCCUGGCUGCCAUCCAAAACAUGGCCUGGCUGGCUGAUGAGUAG